Molecule: messenger RNA, 2002 nt
Organism: Carassius gibelio (silver crucian carp)
Lineage: Eukaryota; Metazoa; Chordata; Actinopteri; Cypriniformes; Cyprinidae
Gene: slc38a8b
Product: solute carrier family 38 member 8b
Exons: 10
Coding region: 117-1451 (444 amino acids)
Biological process (GO): amino acid transmembrane transport
Molecular function (GO): amino acid transmembrane transporter activity
Source: RefSeq, a predicted model, not a curated record
UUGUACAGAAGUGCGGAUGCUUUGGUCAUAACAAUCCAAUUUUACUGAGGGAAGCUUCUUAGAUCGUUUUCGUGUUAGAACACAACAGAACUUUAGAACUGUGCUUCGAACUGAGCAUGGAGGAACUGGCCCGGGAGAGUAUACGCAGCAUCAGUCUGCUAUCCAAACCUGCGCGGGGCUCGGACGUCCCGCGACUUGGAUCGUUUGGGGCCAUUUUCAUCAUGCUUAAAUCAGCCCUCGGCGCGGGACUCCUGAACUUCCCUUGGGCUUUUGAGAAGGCUGGCGGCGUGAACACGGCCAUCAGUGUGGAGAUGGUAUCUCUGCUGUUUCUAAUAAGCGGGUUAGUCAUUCUAGGCUAUGCCUCAUCAAUCAGUCGGCAGAACACCUAUCAUGAUGUGGUACGAGAGGUGUGUGGACACAGGAUUGGUCAUCUGUGUGAGAUCUGCUUUGUUUUCAACCUCUUCAUGAUCUCUGUGGCCUUUUUGGUGGUUGUGCAGGAUCAACUGGAUAAGUUGUGUCUGUCUCUGUAUGAGACAGUGACAGGAAAUACAGAAGGAGAGAUGCCAUAUCACUGGUACACAGAUCACCGUUUUGCACUCUUUGUCAUGUGCCUCAUUAUCAUCCUUCCACUCUCUAUUCCCAAAGAGAUCGGAAUCCAGAAAUACACCAGUGUAUUGGGAACUUUGGCUGCUACAUACCUGAGUGUAGCCGUAAUCGCAAAGUAUUAUCUAAAAGAUGAGCACACAGCAGACCUCACACCAGAGCACAGUCAAGGACUGGACUCGUGGGCAUCCAUCUUCAGUGUGGUUCCUACGAUCUGUUUUGGUUUCCAGUGUCACGAAGCUUGUAUUGCUAUUUACAGCAGCAUGGAAAACAAAAAGAUUACACAUUGGGUUUUCAUCUCAGUCACUUCUAUGAUUUUCUGUCUGCUUAUUUAUACUCUCACGGGUGUGUUUGGUUUUCUCACAUUUGGACGGGAAGUAGCCUCAGAUAUCUUGAUGUCAUAUCCUGGAAAUGAUGUAGUGAUGAUUAUUGCUAGGCUGCUGUUUGGUAUUUCGAUCAUCACCAUCUAUCCUAUAAUACUGCUUCUGGGAAGGUCAGUGAUUCUAACACAGAUAUUGCGCUUUUGGGAACGACGGGCCAUAAUUACAUCUGUGUUUGAGAGUCGGUGCCGUCUGAUUCUAACAAUUCUCUGGAUCACCGUGACUCUCCUCAUCGCCAUAUAUGUACCAGAUAUGAGUGAGGUCAUCAGCGUAAUCGGGGGAAUUAGUGCAUUCUUUAUAUUUAUUUUUCCUGGGCUGUGCCUCAUUUUUGCCAUGCAGACAGAACCUAUAAAUCACAGGAUGAGAUCCAUCUUGACAGGGUGGGGUGUGGUGACUGUCAUUACUGGAGCUUUUAUCUUUGGCCAGAGCACAACUAUAGCUGUUAUGGAGCUGACAGGCAAAUUUUAAUCUUCGUCAUGAUCUUCAUCAUCAUUUGGAAUAGCAUUGUCUUUUUAAAAUGUGUUUGUGUAUUUGAUUGAUAGAUGAUAAACAGUAUGAUACUUGAAACGGAGGAAGAGAAAAUGUCACACAACAGUGCCAUAUGCUUAUAUUACUGUUAGUUGGCUAAGGCUAGAUGGCAUACAGCAAAAACUACUGUGCAUGCGCACAUCAAUGUAGCUUAAUGUUUGUACAACACAUUGUAUAACAAUAAUGACUAUUUUUGCAUUAUUGUAAGGGGUAGGUUUAGGUUAGUUGCAGACGUUAAGGAAACACAAUCUAAUCGUUUUUUGCUGUAUCCCUUCCAGCCACAACCCUGUUAAGUGCUCAGUUUGAUAUGUUGUGUGUGUUUGUGCCUGUGUGAUUAAGAAAAGGAGGAUUUUUAGUUAUGUAUUUAUUAUAUUAUGUAGGUUAAGACAAGAACAAUACAUUCAAAUGCAUAAUGUGGAAUGGAUACUGAAUAUUGGAGUAUAUGAAUACAAAUAUAAAGAAUGACUGUGUAGAACGUUUGCAAUAUCUUA